This is a messenger RNA of Ambispora leptoticha, 558 nucleotides long. NCBI's taxonomy places the organism in Eukaryota, Fungi, Glomeromycota, Glomeromycetes, Archaeosporales, Ambisporaceae. The record is from the annotation of a GenBank genome assembly.
AUGAAUCUAAAUGCAAACCAAGAGAACUUUCUCUUCACCAAUGAUAAUCGUAAUUUGCUACGCUAUUCUUAUUUAGUCGACGAGGUCACUCCUCGACGUGAUGAAUUAUAUCAAACGGAACAACAAAAUAAUGGAUCUAUUGACGUUUGGUCUAAUUUCAUCGGGGGAUUCAACCUUCCUAUAGUAAAUGAAGAAAACGCUUUGCUCGAUUUAGAUCGCAGCUUUGAUUCCGAUAUCCCAAACAUAGAAGUUGAGUCGGUUGAAUCCAAUUUACAACCUAAUCCCUCAACCACUAAUGAAGUGCCACAGAUUGAACAAGAGAAUUUUUUCUUUAUUGAUAAUCAUCAUAACUUGCUACGCUAUUUUUAUUUAGUCGAUGAGGUUACUCCUCGACUUGAGGAAUUUCAUUAUACGGAACAACAAAAUAAUGAAUCCAUUGACAUUUGGUCCGACUUCAUCAGAGGAACCGAUCUCUCUAUAGUAAAUGAAGAAAACUUUUUGCUCGAUUUAGAUUGUAGCUUUAAUUCCGACAUCCCUUUGAUCCAGAUGUCCCGAUAG